Glycine soja is the source of this 1055-nucleotide messenger RNA. RefSeq lists its product as uncharacterized. The record is from RefSeq and is a predicted model, not a curated record. The transcript is spliced from 5 exons. NCBI's taxonomy places the organism in Eukaryota, Viridiplantae, Streptophyta, Magnoliopsida, Fabales, Fabaceae. The coding region runs from base 110 to 769 and encodes 219 amino acids.
AAACAGAAAAAGAAAAAAUAAAUCUUUUUAUGUUGUUGUCGUCGUCUCCUUUUUUCUGGAAGCAACCCCAAUCUUCACUGAUCCGCGCACUUAGCACCGCUUCCAUUUGAUGGCGUUCGCUCACUACUUGCUCGCAGUUCCCGUUGAGCCCUCUCCCAACUUCCCGACAAACCCUCCCAAACCAAACCCAUCGCUGUCGUCGUCUUCGUCGUCGUCGAUUUCCUCACACUGUUUCAACCUCUCUUCGUCUCUCCGCCCCAAACACUCGCUAUUCUCCAGGUUCCGCAGGAUCUGUCACAAAGCAUUUGCUUUGAAUUCAGCUAAGGCUAAGCCGCAGGAACCUGAAGUGACUGUGGCGAGUGAUGCAUUUACGCAAUUCAAGCAUCUGCUUCUGCCUAUUACGGAUAGGAAUCCCUAUCUCUCUGAGGGUACAAGACAAGCUAUAGCAACCACCUCUGCUUUAGCUAAAAAGUAUGGAGCUGACAUUACUGUUGUAGUUAUUGAUGCACAGCAGAAAGAGUCACUGCCUGAGCAUGAGACCCAACUAUCCAGCAUCCGUUGGCAUCUAUCUGAAGGUGGGUUGAAGGACUAUAACUUGCUAGAGCGGCUUGGUGAUGGCAACAAGCCAACAGCAAUUAUUGGUGAUGUUGCUGAUGACCUUAAUUUGGAUUUGGUAGUUAUUAGCAUGGAAGCAAUUCAUACGAAGCAUAUAGAUGCAAAUUUGCUUGCUGAGUUCAUUCCCUGUCCUGUCAUGCUUUUGCCAUUGUAGUUUGCAUAUUUUUAAAGAUAGGAAACGGUUUUUGUUUCAUCUGCUCUGUCUUCUCUGAUGCAAUUUGAUAUUCCAUCAUGUUGUUUUUAGCAUUUGCUACUCCAGUGUCAGGGAUGUUUUGUUAAAAAUGUACAAGUGUGCCUGACUAAGGUGGGGUGUGUGUAUAUAUGUAUGCUGAAGAAUGACUCAUUUUUAUGCCUGGAAAGGAACCAUGUUAGAUUUUUAUUUUGGACACUAUUUUUUCUAAAAUGAUAAAUAUGAGAGGAAUUUGGAUCCUUUCAUCUGA